GGCCGGCUCGAGGCUCUGCUCCGCUUGCGCUCCUCGCUCGCUUCCUCUCGCUCUCGUCCUCUCGACCCGCAACCUACGAGAUGAAGGCCCUCUUUCGCCGGCACCACAAGUCGAAGAAGAACGCGCGCGACAAGACGCUCGACGGCGACGCCACCGCCGACCCGCCGUCGCUGUACCGCCUCGACCUCUCGACCACCUCGGCGGCAUCGAGCACGAGCCGGCUCGCGUCGUGCAAGAUCCCACCUCGAGGACGACUCGUGACGCUGCGUCCCGAGCCACCGACGCUGCGGUCGGUCGCCAGCAUCCCGGACGACGGGCUCGCGUUCAGCAAGUUUGGCAAGGAGACGAGCCUGAGGGUCGUCAUCGUCGGAGCGGGCUUUGCCGGUCUCGGCGCCGCCGUCGCGUGCGCGCGCCAGAACAUAUCGGUCACGGUCCUCGAGCGCUCGUCGGGCCUGUCGCCGCACGGCGACUCGAUCCUGUUUGGCGCCAACGCGAGCCGGCUCAUGGACCGGUGGGGCGUCGGCGAGGACAUGUUCCUGCGCGGCGCGAGCAAAGGCGGGUGGUGGUUGUUCAAGGAUCAGCAGGGGAGGGACGUGUGGCAGAGCAACUUGGACGAGCUUUCGGCGCAAGUCGGCGCACCCGUCCUGCAGGGCCGUCGCCCGACCUUCCUCGCGUCGCUCGGCACGCAGGCCCGCAUGCUUGGCGUCCAGAUCCGCCUCCACAGCGAGGUCAUCCAGUACUGGGACUCGGACGACGAGCCUGCUGUCGUGCUCGUCUCGGGCGAGGUCGUCAAGGGCGACGUCGUCAUCGUCGCAGACGGCGUGCACUCUACGGCUCGUGGCCUCCUCGCGUCGACUGCACGCGCGACCAUGGCCCAGAAACGCACGAACUACUCGAUCCAUCGCGGCGUCAUGACGAGCGAGGACAUUGCUGCCGACCCGGUCUGCGCUCAUCUGCUCGACGGAAAUAUUCGUACUUGGCUUGGACCAGACUCGCACAUCUGCGCGUACCCGAUGGAGAACGGCCGCUCUCUCGCUUUUACCUUCACGCACGCCGACACCAAGCACGCCUCGUCGCUCGACUGGAGAGACAAGAAGGCCAUCGGCGAGGUGCUCGACCUGCUCGACGGCGCAUGGGACCCGACCUUGCGCCGCGCCCUGCGCCACUUUUCGAACACGCUCCACUGGGAGAUCACGGACGAGGCGCCCGAGGCCGAGUGGAUCUCGACGGGCGGCAAGAUCUGCUUCAUCGGCGACGCAGUACACGCCAUGAUGCCGACAGCGCUGCAAGGCGGCUCGCAGGCGAUCGAGGACGCAGGCACGAUCGCGCUCUGCCUCGCGAUGGCCGGCAGCAACCCGGCAGGGGUGACCGUCGCCUUGCGGGUCCACGAGAAGUUGCGCCGGCCGACUGUGGUGGAGGCCCAAGCGUUCGGCCUCGAGCAACAGCUCGUGUGGCACACGUACACGUCGUCACCAAUCGGCUCGCCUCCCUCGAUCCUGCGGCCGCUCUCGUUCGACAUGUAUACCCACGACGCCGAGCGCGACGCGCUCAAACACUUCAACGACCAUGCGCACGAGGUCGACCCGGCGUUCAGCGUCCAACGCGAGUGGAUGGACGAGGCAGCGAAGAAUGCCAAGCUGGACCGUGCGAGCGAGGAGCCGAGGGUGACGAGGGGCCGACCGCCAAGUAGCUCGAGACCGCUCAAGUGAAACGAGCAGCGAUCUUCAUGUCG
Molecule: messenger RNA, 1732 nt
Organism: Rhodotorula graminis WP1
Lineage: Eukaryota; Fungi; Basidiomycota; Microbotryomycetes; Sporidiobolales; Sporidiobolaceae
Exons: 10
Coding region: 81-1709 (542 amino acids)
Biological process (GO): secondary metabolite biosynthetic process
Molecular function (GO): FAD binding; monooxygenase activity
Source: RefSeq, a predicted model, not a curated record